AAUUGAUAUGACACAUCAUAAUUAUUUUCAUUUAAAGGAUAUUAAAGAGAUUUGAAUCCGUGUUCUUUUAACCAUUUAAGUCAACCUCAAAGAACUAAUUUUUCAGAGAAUUCUUCAAAUCAGGGUGCAGAGUCGCCUUCAUACUCCAUCGAUGACUUGACUUGAGGAAGAAAUAUAAGAACAAACCUGUGUUAAACGUGCCUCUGUAUUAUUUGCAUUCCUUUGUAGUUUCUCUGAAGAAUCCAUCAGGGAGGCAACAACAGAAUUUGCUCACAAACUUGGAGAUGGGAAAGUUGAUCUGCACCGAAAUAAGUGAAGGAGAUGGUUUGGAUCUCACUGGUUUUCUCGUGGCACUCGUUAUAGCUCUCAUCCUCCUGACCAUAUGUGCAACUCCUCCACGGCGAGGCAGGAUCAUAGCUUAUCGUAUUGCAUGAGAAGGUUUGUCAAUUUCUAGUUUUAGCUGUUUUCCAUAGUUUUGUUUAGAUUCAACUGGGGAUUGCUUCCUCUGGCUCCUGCUGAGCUUGGCAUGGGAUAGCUUAGGUCUUGCUCAUCUUCAUCCUGCAGUUGACAAUAGUGCCAGUUAUACAAGAUAUAGUCAUUGUUAUUCUUCGAUUGCAAUUUAAGUUGUCUCAGAGAUUAAAAACGUGUAGAAAUUUUAGUUCCUAAGAUGUAAUAGAGGAAUAAAUUACCAGUUCUAAGCCAGCUCUUUCGAUAGACAAAAGGCCAAUAAAAGCAUCAAAUUACAACUUUAAAGUUAAAACAUAGUUCAAAAAUGCAAACAAGAUGAUGUUUCUCAUAAAUGUUUCUAUCAGUGCAGCACAAUGGUCUAGAAUUUAGUAUUUGAACUUGUGAGCCUCCAUCAAAACUGAGAUGAUAGCAUUGCAACACUCAAUAAACACAUACCCCUUUCUGAGAUUUUGUCAGCUGAAUUAGCUAUCAUUUUGCACCAUAGAAGUGGCAACACAGGAGAUGCCUGGAUAAGUUAUGUAUUUUUGUUAACUGAGCUGCUGGUUGGACUCUCAAACUAUGUGAAACUUUCUUCUUUCUCUUGUUCCUUUUAUCUAUCUUACUGUUAUGUGUAACUGUCUUACCAUCCUGUAGCAAACAUGUAAAGUUAUAUUAAACAGUUAGAUUAUAU
Messenger RNA from Rubroshorea leprosula, 1138 nucleotides. The record is from the annotation of a GenBank genome assembly. NCBI's taxonomy places the organism in Eukaryota, Viridiplantae, Streptophyta, Magnoliopsida, Malvales, Dipterocarpaceae.